Molecule: messenger RNA, 3452 nt
Organism: Melanotaenia boesemani (Boeseman's rainbowfish)
Lineage: Eukaryota; Metazoa; Chordata; Actinopteri; Atheriniformes; Melanotaeniidae
Gene: zyg11
Product: zyg-11 homolog (C. elegans)
Exons: 18
Coding region: 422-2650 (742 amino acids)
Cellular component (GO): Cul2-RING ubiquitin ligase complex
Molecular function (GO): protein binding
Source: RefSeq, a predicted model, not a curated record
CCUUUGUUUACUGUCUGUCUGACCAGUCGAAAUAGCUCCCAACCGUGAAUACUACUUCAACCAAUUGGUUAUUCAGUCCACGGUUUUCGUCGAAAGAAUAAUUGGUCGAUAUGAAUUCAUCAACAGCCGACAGUUUUCGACAUUUUUGCAUCGGGAGUGAUUUUCCAGCACCGAGGCGACAACAAGUGAGCUAGCUGGUUUCUUUCGUUCUCCGCUAACAUUCGUUGGUUGUCACAUCUCGUCCUCUCCUCCUGGCUACUGUCGUACCAGUUAGCUUCACCUCAGUCCAGUCAGGUCAACAUUGCAAACUUCGGAAUCAGCCCAUGACAACAACGAAGCAAAGUUACAGUCCUUCGUGCUGAUAUCGACACCAGUCUCUGUUGUAUAAGCUAAAACCACAGUUUUUCUUUUAACCAUAGCCAUGGCCUGCAGUUUCCUAAACACGGAUGAUGCGGCUCCAGCGGCUCUGACUGACCUGUGUCUCACCUAUGUGAGCCAAAACCUGGAGUAUUUCUGCGUGAAGCGCCCAGAUGGAUCCUUGUGCUUCAGGGAGGCUGUACUCUUCCCACAGGAGCUAGCAGACCAGCUGCUAGCCAAGAUGGCCACUGAAGGUCUGUUGAAUGACAGCACAGUGGGUGUGUUUAGGAACUGCGAAUACUUGAGGCUGAGAAGAGCCUGUGUCCGUACUGCACGGAUCUCUGCAGAGGCCUUCAAGAAAGCCUUAUGCCCUCACAGACUUCUGGAGCUGGAUGCUGCCAGGGUCAAUGCGGACCUAACCAUUCCUGAUAUUCUGCAGGGACUUGCCACCAAUAAAUAUUGUCAGGAAUCCCUCCAGCGACUUGUCUUAACCGGUCUCACCAUGUCCUCUCUGGAAGAACCAAUCUGGUAUCAGUUCAGCUCCCUACAGGGCCUGCGCUCUCUCUCUCUUGCUAAUGUAGACUUUUAUGAUUCUGGGCUAGUUGAUGUGUGUUCUCUGCCUCGGCUGGAAAGUCUCGACCUCUCCAACACUUCGAUAACCAACCUUACUCCACUGCUGGGCCUGAAGGAGCGGCUGCGCUCACUAACGCUGCAUCAGCUGAAGAGGCUAGAGAUGAGCACUACUCAGCUGCUGGGAGUCAUAGGCCAGUUGAAUGUAUUGCAGCACCUGGACAUUAGCGAUGAUAAGCAGUUUACCUCAGACGUGGCUCGUCAGCUGCUCGCGCAGCCGCGGAUCCUGCCUGCUCUCGUUUCCCUCGAUGUCUCUGGGAGGAAACAGGUGACAGAUGCAGCUGUUAAGGUGUUUGUUGAGGAGAGACCAGGUAUGACGUUUGUAGGACUUCUGGCCACAGAUGCUGGUUUUUCUGACUUCCUUUCUGGAGAAGGAAAUCUAAAGGUAACAGGAGAAGCUAAUGAGACUCAGAUCUGUGAGGCACUGCGGCGGUACAGUGAGAGGGAGGGUUUUGUGAGAGAAGCUCUAUUUCACCUGUUCAGCCUGACCCAUGUCAUGGAAAAACCAAGGCCUGACAUCCUAAAGCUGGUAGUUUUGGGUAUGAAGAAUCACCCAGCAACUCUAAAUGUCCAGCUGGCAGCUAGCGCAUGUGUGUUCAACCUGACGAAGCAGGACCUAGCAGCAGGAAUGCCAGUUCGAUUGCUGAGUACCGUCACUCAGCUUCUACUGGAGGCCAUGAGGACUUUUCCCAACCACCAGCAGCUGCAGAAGAACUGCCUACUGUCUCUGUGCAGCGAUCGCAUUUUGCAAGAGGUUCCAUUCAACAGGUUUGAAGCAGCUAAACUAGUGAUGCAGUGGCUCUGCAACCACGAAGACCAGAACAUGCAGAGAAUGGCUGUCGCCAUCAUUUCCAUACUGGCUGCUAAGUUGUCCACAGAGCAGACAGCCCAGCUGGGAGCAGAGCUGUUCAUAGUGAAGCAACUGCUCCACAUUGUGCGACAGAAGGCAACUCAGGGCGUGGUGGACGCAACCCUCAAAUUUACACUGAGCGCACUCUGGAACCUCACAGACGAAUCACCUACAACCUGCCGCCAUUUCAUCGAGAACCAGGGGCUGGAUCUGUUCAUCAAAGUUCUGGAGUCUUUCCCCAAUGAAUCCUCCAUUCAGCAGAAGGUUCUCGGUCUUCUGAACAACAUAGCAGAGGUUGGGGAGCUACACGAAGAGCUGAUGGUGCAGGGCUUUCUGGAUCACAUCAGCACUCUGCUGCACAGCCCGGAGGUGGAGGUCAGCUACUUUGCAGCGGGCAUCCUUGCACAUCUGACGUCAAGAGGGGAGGAGGCCUGGACACUAAGCCCCAGUCUUCGGUCCUCACUGCUUGAACAGCUGCAUGCGGUCAUCAUGAAGUGGCCUCCGCCAGAGAGUGAAAUGGUGGCCUACAGGUCAUUUAACCCCUUCUUUCCCCUACUGGAGUGUUUUCAUACCCCUGGUGUCCAGUUGUGGGCAGCCUGGGCCAUGCAGCAUGUGUGCAGCAAGAAUGCUUCACGCUACUGCAGCAUGUUGUUGGAGGAGGGCGGUCUGCAGCAGCUGGAGCAUGUUCAUGCACAUCCACAGACCCACAGAGACGUCAAACUGCUGGCUGAAAGCAUUCUGGAGAGUCUUCAACGCCACAGAGCCAGAACAGGUCAACCUGCACACACGAGCCGCCGGCCACCACCACAUUAACGCCACAGAGAAUGAUGCUCCCUCCUCAAGAAGAGGACACAAGUCUGGUUCCCACCACAGUGAGAGGACGUGCAUGUGUGCGAUUGUAAAUGUAUAUUUCACAAACGUACACUUAAAAGAGUAAAGGACGGAGGCGUUGCAAUUCUUUGCACACACACACUAACUUUAUUUAUUUCCUUUGUGUUUGUUUCAAAACAAAUAUUUGUGUGCAAAUCCUUCAAUUAAGAUCUGAAAUUAUGAUAAGCUGUUGGUCUGUUAAGCUAAAUUUGGAGUAUUUUUGUGCUUGCUGACUUUGGUAUCAAGAUGUUUUUUUUGUUUGUUUUGUUUUCUUUCUUUCUUUUUUUUUUUUUCUUGUUUUUUUGUACCAAAAACAUGCUAGUUCACACUUGGAAAUCUCAGACUGGGAUUGAACCCCAAUAGCUGAGCUGAGGGCCAGUUCCCUGCUGUGCUCAUAAUGUUGCCAAAUGCUCUGGUUGAUUAAUCUUUAAAUGUAUGCAUGACACUGCUGUGAGCUCAAGCAUGCUAGUCUGAAUGCUGCUUAUAUUCAUUUUAGGAACGUCUGCUUAUGUUUAUAGCAGUGCUCUGUUCACUGAAUGGGUCCUCAAAACUACUGUUGCUCCCCUCUUUCCUUCGUCUUCUAUCUGCUAAUGCCUUUGAUAUGAUGUGACAGACAACUUGCCAAGGGUGUGUCAGUGGGUUCAAAUGUUCCCAACAUUACAUCAGAAACCCAGACUAUAUUAGAAGUCUGAAAAUCUCCAGUGUAUUGGUCUUUGCUGAACAUUGUGCAGCUCUAAAUCACUCA